AUGCCGUACCUCCAGCCCCCGCGCCCCCACCCCCACCCCCACCCGACCUCCCGCCUCUCGCGCGCGUCGCCGCCGUCGCCGUUCCCGUUCUUCCCCGCCGGGACAUCGCGCUCCGGUCGUCUCCAACCCGUCCCAGUCUCCGGCCACUCGGCCUCGAGGGUUAGUAAAGGAAAGUUUGCAGUUGCAGCCGUCACUCUAGAUGAUUAUCUUCCGAUGCGAAGUACUGAAGUGAAAAACCGGACAUCAACAGAUGGAAUCAAAAGCCUCAGACUAAUCACAGCGGUCAAAACCCCCUAUUUGCCAGAUGGAAGAUUUGAUCUUGAAGCAUACGAUUCUCUGAUAAACACGCAAAUAAAUGGCGGUGCGGAAGGUGUAAUAGUUGGAGGAACAACAGGAGAAGGUCACCUCAUGAGCUGGGAUGAGCACAUCAUGCUCAUCGGGCAUACUGUUAACUGCUUUGGAGCCAACAUUAAAGUGAUAGGCAACACGGGAAGUAACUCAACCAGAGAAGCUGUUCACGCGACAGAGCAGGGAUUUGCUGUUGGCAUGCAUGCAGCUCUUCAUGUCAAUCCUUACUACGGGAAGACCUCAACUGAAGGCCUGAUCUCUCAUUUUAAGGAAGUCCUCCCGAUGGGCCCAACAAUCAUUUACAACGUGCCAUCCAGGACAAGUCAGGACAUACCUCCACCAGUCAUUGAGGCGCUUUCAUGUUACUCAAACAUGGCAGGAGUGAAAGAAUGUGUCGGACAUGAGCGGGUUAAGUGCUACACCGACAAAGGCAUAUCAAUAUGGAGCGGCAACGAUGAUGAAUGUCAUGACUCAAGGUGGAAGUAUGGCGCUACUGGAGUCAUUUCUGUGGCGAGCAACCUUGUUCCCGGUCUCAUGCAUAGCCUCAUGUUUGAAGGGGAGAAUGCGGCGCUAAAUGAGAAGCUACUGCCUCUGAUGAAAUGGCUGUUCUGCGAGCCUAACCCGAUCGGUCUCAACACCGCCCUGGCUCAGCUCGGCGUGGUGAGACCUGUUUUCAGGUUGCCGUACACUCCCCUUCCUCUUGAGAAGAGGGUGGAGUUUGUCCGGAUUGUCGAAGCCAUUGGACGUGAGAACUUUGUGGGACAGAAGGAGUCCCGGGUUCUGGAUGACGAUGAUUUCGUGUUGAUCAGCAGGUAUUGA
This is a messenger RNA of Triticum turgidum subsp. durum (durum wheat), 1167 nucleotides long. NCBI's taxonomy places the organism in Eukaryota, Viridiplantae, Streptophyta, Magnoliopsida, Poales, Poaceae. The record is from the annotation of a GenBank genome assembly.